GCAGAACGAGCUACUGAAAGGAAGAAGGGGUGAGAGAGAGGGAGAGGAAGCGGAGGAGAAAGACACGUGGCGCAUUUGCACGUAUACACGAGUCUGCACGCCCCCACGACACGUGCUGGGACUUGCAGAUAUGGCAUUGCGUGGAGCUGUGAGGUCCAGAUGGUGGAGGUUUCUCAAACUGCCACAAGGGAACCGCUUGAUAAGCCAAGAGCAGGCAUUGUUCCGAAGUGGAAGCAUCAGGCACUGCAUUUGUGAAGGCAGCCUCCUGUGCAGGAGUAAGGGUCCUCCGCUUCACCCAUGGAACCCUUCAUUACUUGCAGUCAAGAUGACAUCAGCAGCAAGGCCAACAUUGGUUUGGUAUGGGUCUCCAACUCUGAUGACCCAGCUACAGAACAUUUGUACUUCGGCUUCAGCAACAACUUCAAGACCACCGGAGCCUCCUUACUUUUUCAGGCACCAACUUAGGUACUAUAACCCAAGUGAGAUGAGGCGCUUGGAGAUUGCGUCGAGAGCAAGCAGGAUGCAAGCAAAGCGGUUUUGGUCAUUGAUCCUAGGUGGAACAGCAAUAUCUGCCUUUGUGAUUCUUCUUCUGAAUACAUUUCAAGAGAACCUGAUGUUCUACAUUACCCCCACUCAGGCAUUAGAGAAAUUCCGAGAGCAGCCUUCAAAGAGCCGCUUCCGAUUGGGAGGUCUAGUUGUGGAAGGAAGGAUCUUUCAUGACCACCUAGAUAAGUUUGUCGUUGUCUAUUUAGACGAUAUCCUUAUCUUCAGUAAGUCUGUCGAAGAGCAUGCACAGCACGUAGAGACUGUACUCUCACUCUCGCGACAGCACAAGUAUAAGGUCAACCUAGAGAAGUGUGAAUUUGGAAGUACUAAGAUCUUAUACUUGGUUCAUGAAGUGUCUGCGGAAGGGAUUAGGUCGGAAGAUGCAAAAGUGGCUAGUAUAAGGGACUGGCCACGACCUCAGACUGUUACUAAGGUCAGAUCUUUCUUAGGAAUGUGCAGCUACUAUAGGAACUUCGUAAAGAACUAUUCUACAGUCGCCUCUCCUUUGACAGAUCUAACUCGACUUGACACGCCGUGGGACUGGAGUGAUGAGUGCGAGGCUGCUUUCAAACGAUUGAAGCAUGCACUCAUGAAUCAUGAAGUUCUCAUGGUUCCCGAUCCUCAAAAGCCAUUCAUAGUAACCACUGACGCAAGCCAAUACGGCAUUGGCGCAGUGCUGGCUCAACAGGAUGGGAAGAAGUUGAGACCGAUUGAGUACAUGAGCAAGAAAAUGCCAUCGAAGAAAUUGGCUAAGUCCACCUAUGAAAGGCAACUCUAUGCUCUCUAUAAGGCACUUGUCCAUUGGAGACACUUUCUGUUGGGACGGUUCUUCUACUUAAGAACUGACCAUCAGACGCUCAAAUGGAUCAAGACUCAACCCGCUCUUUCUGAUGCACUCAAGCGCUGGAUUGAGGUCAUAGAUCACUAUAACUUCAAGCUUGAGUAUCUGAGGGGAGAGUACAACAAGGUUGCAGAUGCGCUAUCUCGUAGAGCAGACUACCUAGGGGCGCUAGUUUAUGAGUUUGGUAUAUCUCAGGAAGUAACUCAAUCGUUGGUGGGAGCCUAUCAGGAAGACCCUGUCAUGAUGGACAUCAUGCGCAAACUUCAGGCAAAAGACAAGGCCACAAAAAGUGAGUUUGUGAUGGUGGAUGGGUUACUCUUUCUUGAUAAGGUCGGGUGUAAGAGUCCAAAAGGCCGAGAUGAACCGAGUGUCACGGUCGCUAACGAUGUCCUCCGGAACGCCGUGACCGCAAAUCCAGCCAACGUGCAAGGACACAAGAAGGACGAGGCUCUUGACACGUGGUUGAGAACGGUGCCAGUGUGGGUGAGGGCAAAGAGGACAUUGGUAGAGGAGGAAGUGAUUACUGCUGCAUCCUACUUAGAGGGUUCAACAUCUCGCUGGCUAAAUGGAUUGGUAGCUUCAAAGGAGUUCGGCAGGAACAUGGGUGAUUGGCCACAGAACGACACCCUAGAAAGCUUUGUGGACUUAGUGGAAGCACGGUGGCACAAUCCUCAGCAGGCACAGAUCGCCACUGAUGGAUUAUUAAAGCUUGAUGUUAGGAAGCCAUUUGUUGUAACCACUGACGCAAGCCAAUAUGGGAUUGGAGCAUUGGUGGCUCAGCAGGAAGGGAAAAAGUUGAGACCGAUCGAGUACAUGAGCAAGAAGAUGCCAUCAAAGAAGUUGGCAAAGUCCACCUACGAGAGGGAACUCUACGCUCUCUACAAGGCACUUGUCCACUGGAGGCACUAUCUGUUAGGAAGGUUCUUCUACUUGAGAACUGACCAUCAGACCCCCAAGUGGAUCAAGACCCAACCAGUUCUCUUCGAUGCACUCAAACGCUGGAUUGAAGUCAUAGAUCAGUAUGACUUCAAACUAGACUAUGUGAAGGGAGAAUACAACAAGGUUGCGGACGCGUUGUCUAGGAGGGCAGAUUACUUAGGUGCGCUGAUUUAUGAGUUUGGCUUAUCUGACAACGUGACUCGAUCUUUGGGGGAAGCCUACAAGGAAGAUCCCAUCACAAUGAACAUCAUCAACAAACUUCGGGCUAAAGACGAGGCCACCACUGAUGAGUUUGUGAUGGUGGAUGGGUUGCUCUUUCUUGAGAAGGCAGGGCUUAAGAGAUUAGUUGUUCCAUCUAGGGAAGAUUUGCGUAGUUUGUUUUUAGGAGAAUGCCACGCCGCAAUGGGACAUUUCGACUAUAAGAAGACUAGUGCUAAUUUAGUACAGCGAUUCUGGUGGCCUAACAUGCUAGACGAUGUAAAGAAGUAUGUAGAGACCUUUCAGGUCUGUCAGCGGGAUAAGCCGCGGACUCAAGCCCCGCUUGGGUUACUCAAGCCUCUACCCAUUCCUGCUGGCCCAGGGCAGAGUAUUUCCAUUGACUUCAUGGAUACUCUCGUGACCAGCAAGAAUGGCAAGAGGCACAUCUUCGUCAUAGUGGAUAGGUUCACUAAGUACGCUAGACUAAUCGCCAUGCCAGAGACUGCCAGGACUGAGCACGUCAUCAAGUUGUUCAUGGUACUGGGUGCCUGACAAAGACAAUUGUCAGUGACAGAGAUGUACGUUUUACAAGCGAGAUGUGGAAGAAGGCCGCUGAACAGAUGGGCAGCCAACUUCAAAUGACUUCUGGGAAUCAUUCCGAAGCAAAUGGGCAGGCUGAACAGAUGAACCGAGUGGUGCAGCAUCUGCUGAGGCAUUACAUCAAGCCCAACCAGGAUGACUGGGAUGAGAAAUUACCUCUGAUCGCCAGCCUGUGCAACAACGUUGUACACAGCACCACCGCAUCAGUCCUAAUCAACUGCAUCUGGGAUGGAAGCCUAGAUUUGCUCUACACUUCCUCCUGCCUGAAAACUGACCUGCUGCAACUCCUGGAACCAUUAAAUUUGGAGUCCAGUAUGAGAAAUUGUUGCAGCAGACUGUCGAACAUAUCAAGAAAUCUCAGGAAGCUAUGAUUGCUUCUGAGAACAAACGUGGCCGACAGUC
Messenger RNA from Chara braunii, 3526 nucleotides. The record is from the annotation of a GenBank genome assembly. Lineage: Eukaryota; Viridiplantae; Streptophyta; Charophyceae; Charales; Characeae.